This is a messenger RNA of Fundulus heteroclitus (mummichog), 5374 nucleotides long. RefSeq names its product bromodomain and PHD finger containing, 3a (gene brpf3a). The transcript is spliced from 13 exons. The record is from RefSeq and is a predicted model, not a curated record. NCBI's taxonomy places the organism in Eukaryota, Metazoa, Chordata, Actinopteri, Cyprinodontiformes, Fundulidae. Bases 461 to 4183 code for a protein of 1240 amino acids. Gene Ontology annotation, biological process: regulation of transcription by RNA polymerase II. Gene Ontology annotation, molecular function: protein binding. Gene Ontology annotation, cellular component: MOZ/MORF histone acetyltransferase complex.
UGUGAUGAGCUCCGCAAAGACUUCGAUGAGUCCGCUUGGUCUCGCGGACCAACCGUUAACCGGUGCGCGUCGCGUGCGAGGUAAAGCGGCGACCAACAAUUGGCCGAGGUGUGUUUUUUUCCCCCUAAAGGGGCGUAUUUUCAAGCCAUCUUGACUGAAUAUUUAGCCUCAUCCUAGGUACUUUAAAUUGAUAUCUUUGGGAUUUUGCCGUCCCAGAGUUUCCCACCACCGUCGCUCCAAAGGCUGAAGUCGCACCAAUGAAACCGGGUCGCGUUCGUGCGCUGAAGCGGAGCGGCGGCGGAGGAGCGGAGCGCUGAAGAUGACGCUGCUAACGGCUAGCAUGUCCGCCUCGGUCGGAGUCUGUCACUAGCUGACAUUUAGCCAGGUGCAGUUUUUUUUUUAACCCCCCCUGCUUGGCACCGCAGAGGACGGUUCAGCAAGAAAGCAGGAGUGAAGUCUCAUGCAGAACCUGAAAAGGUGGGAAUGUGAGACGACUGCUAGAGGAAUCAACAUGGGAAGGGGUCGAGGCAGAGGGAGAGGAAGAGGCAGGCUGUCCGGUCAACCGAGGCCUCCCUCGCCUUACAGACUGCAGCUCUCCCCGUCCAGGGAGACUCUGACGUACGCUCAGGCACAGAAAAUUGUGGAAGUGGAUCUCGAUGGAAGGCUCCAUCGGAUCAACAUCACGGACCUUCUGCCGGUCAUCACGGAGGACGAGAUGAUGGCUCAGGACAUUGCUGAGUGCAACAGCAACAAAGAGAACAGCGAACAAACGCAGGGGAAAAACAGAUCAUGGAGGAAACCUAACAACAAGAGCCGGAGGAGUCCUAAAAACGCGUCUCAGCAGAACCAGCGGUCGGGCUCCCAGCAGCAAACGGGAUCCACUUACUCCUCGCAGCAUCCGUCUCACCAAAGCCCUCUGCCUGAGCCCACCUUCCGCGAGCUGAGUUCUGUGUCUUCCUGCGAAGCGCCUCCUCUCCCGGCAGCCUAUUAUCGGUACAUAGAAAAGUCCGGGGAGGAGCAGGACAACGUGGCCGAGUACGACAUGGACGAGGAGGACCUGGCGUGGCUGGAGAUGGUCAACCAAAAGAGAGUGUCCGACGGCCAUGCGUCCGUCGCUCCAGACACGUUCGAACUUCUCAUCGACCGCCUGGAGAGGGAGUCCGUUCUGGAGUCGCGCAACCAGGCUUUAUCCCAGAACGCCGUCGACGAGGAUGCCUUCUGCUGCGUUUGCCUGGACGACGAGUGUCUGAACAGCAACGUCAUCCUGUUCUGUGACAUCUGCAACCUGGCUGUGCACCAGGAGUGCUACGGCGUGCCCUACGUACCCGAAGGCCAGUGGCUGUGCCGCUGCUGCCUGCAGUCCCCCUCCCGCCCCGUAGACUGUGUUCUCUGUCCCAACAGAGGAGGUGCCUUCAAACAGACAAGCGACGGGCGAUGGGCCCACGUUGUCUGCGCCAUAUGGAUCCCCGAGGUGUGCUUCGCAAACACGGUGUUCUUGGAGCCCGUCGAGGGGGUGAAGAACAUCCCCCCGGCUCGCUGGAAGCUCAUGUGCUACCUCUGUAAGCAGAAAGGCAGGGGAGCUUCCAUCCAGUGCCACAAAGCUAACUGCUACAGGGCCUUCCACGUCACCUGCGCCCAGAAGGCCGGUCUGUUCAUGAAAAUAGACCCGGUGCGAGAGACGGGGGUCAACGGCACCACCUUCUCAGUGAAAAAGACUGCGUUCUGCGAGAAUCACUCCCCUGUUGGGUUCCAGCGGGAGGGGUCUGGGGAUGAGUCUGUGGAAGGACGGCUGGUCGGGGGAAGGGGCACCCGGGGGCAGAGAUCAUACACUCAGAGCCCCCCUUCCCCAACCAACAAAAAGCCAACCAAAGGCCAGAAGAAGAAGAACACUAAAGGGUCCGGGUCAACACGCCGCUCGAAUGUUCCUGUGCUGCUUGUGCCUCAGAUCCCCUCUCACAGGCUAAACAAGAUCUGCACAGGAGUUGAAGUGCAGAGGAAAAAUCAGUUCAUGCAGAGACUUCAUAAUUAUUGGUUACUGAAAAGACAGUCGCGAAAUGGCAUGCCUCUAAUACGCCGGCUUCAUUCCCAUCUACAGACGCACAAGACGGCGGAGCAGGAACCUGAUGAGAAGCUAAGUGCUGCUAGAGAAGAGUUACGAUACUGGCAGAAGUUGAGGCAAGACCUGGAAAGAGCUCGACUUCUAGUGGAACUCAUCCGCAAGAGAGAGAGGCUUAAAAGAGAACAGAUGAAGAUCCAGCAGGCUGCCCUUGAACUGACGUUGACUCCUGCACAGGUGCUCCUGCGAUCCACUUUGGACCAACUGCAGGAGAAAGACACGGCCAAAAUCUUCUCCCAGCCCGUCGACCUGUCAGAGACUGAGGUCCCAGAUUACCUAGAGUUUAUAUCCGAACCCAUGGACUUCUCCACAAUGCGAGGCAAACUGGAGGGACAUGCCUACUGCUCCAUCGGAGACCUAGAGAGAGACUUCGAGCUCAUGAUUUCUAAUUGCCUCAAAUACAACUCCAAGGACACCUUGUUCCACAAGACAGCCUUACAGCUGAGGGAGGUGGGGGGAGCCAUUCUCCGCCAUGCUCAGAGGCAGUAUCAGAGCAUUGGCCUUGACCCCAGCACUGGCAUGCAUCUGCAAGAGGCGCCGAACAAACACGGUUUCUACCAGUGCACAUGGGAGGAUGUCGACUCUCUGCUGGACCCUGAGAACAGACUGCACCUAACCACAGAAGAGCAGCUGAAGGCCUUACUGGAAAGACUGGACAUGGUCACGUCCAUGCGCACCAGCGGCGGCCGCACCAAACGCAUCCGGCUGCUGCGCCGGGAGAUUAACGCUCUGAGACAGAAGAUGAGCCAGCAGCAAAACCUUCAGCCUGUCAACGGAAAUAACAAGGAGGACGACGAAGAAGAAGAAGAAGAGAGGGAGGAGGAGAAGAAGAAAGAACAGAAGGAGAAAAUUAAGAAAAAGGACAAGGCGGAUGUGGAUAGUGAGCCCUUGUCUGAUGUGCCAAACUCCGGGUCAGAUGACUCUCCUCCCGUGCUUGAGCUCACCUGUCCAGUGUCGUCACCUCUCCCAGGAGACGCCCCCCUGGAGCCGCCGGUCCUGGGCAUCGUAACAGGAGGCCAGAGGUCGCCCGGGCGCUCAUACAAGCGUCAGAGGUCGUCGCGCAGCGGAAGCAAAGCCCAAGGCGAGGAGGAGGCGGAGGUCGGCGAAACGCCGUCUUCCCAGCCGGAGGCCGUUCACGAGGUCACGCCGCUCGGCACGCCUCCGACUCUGCCCCUGGUCGGGGUCGGCCGGCGCACCUCCGUGUUGUUUAAGAAAGCUAAAAACGGGGCACGAAAGAACAAGUCGCCCCAGUGGCAAAACGGGAAAACGUCCGAGGAGAAAACCAACGGCCUGGACGGCACGGCUGUUCAUCCGAGCUCCCCCGGUGUGAACAUCACCGCCCUGCCUCCUACUCCCAACGCCUCCCCGGCCCCCUCCUCUCCUUCCUCACACCACCUGAGGUCCAGAGGUCCCAGCUCGGAGAGCGAACACGAUAAACCUCCUGCGCCCCCCAAAGAAGAAGCCCUGACGAACGGAAAGCACACGUCUGGAAACCAAGGCGGUGCUGAUGAGGAGGAAGAGGAGGAGGAAGACGACCCAAACCUGAGCGCUUCCCCUCCCAAGCGUAGUCGAGGAAAGCCAGCGUUGGCCAAGGUUCCCAGCAAAGAAAACGGAGACCUCUCCAGUUCUGGGAAGUCGACGCUUCUGUCUUUAGACAGCGACGCCGAACUCUCACCGCUGGACCUAGUUUGGGCGAAAUGUCGCGGAUACCCCUCAUAUCCAGCCAUGAUUGUUGAUCCUGACAUGCCUCAGGAAGGACUCCUCCAUAACGGCAUCCCCAUCCCUGUGCCUCCUGGAGAGGUGCUCAAACUGGGUGAAUGGAGACACACGGAGGAAGGCCACAAGCUCUUCCUGGUGCUCUUCUUUGACACAAAGAGAACCUGGCAGUGGCUCCCUCGAAACAAGCUGCUGCCACUGGGGAUGGAUGACACCGUGGACAAGCUGCGCCUAAUGGAGGGCAAGAAACCCAGCGUCCGCAAGUCCGUUCACACGGCGUACGACCGGGCCAUGGUGCAUUUAACCCACGUGAGACGAAACCUUAACUUCACUCCCUCCAAUUUUAUAUAAGAUUUUAUCAUCUUAAAACGAGCUGUCCGUAGAAAUCUACAGACGCGUCCUCAAAGUUCUUAAAAAAAAAAAGAUUGGUGAUGGUAUUUGAAGGUUUCUGCAUAAAAGAGUUUUUGCUUGGUUUUUAAACUGCAGAAGGAAAGAGGCUCCAUAUAUGUUUUCAUAAAUCGAUUUUGUUAAUUAUUUUCUAUGUACAUUUUUUAGAAAGGACAUUUUUCCACAACCACUGUUGCUGUGUUCAUAUGAAGUUUGUGCAUCAGGCCAAAGUGAGUCCAGACCUGAUCGGGAGACGCGUGACGGUUUAUUUGUCAAAGGGAUCGUUUAUGCUUCGAGACAUAUAUAUUUUGCAUUGUAUUGGUAUUUGAAAAGUCACCGUGUUUGUUGAAAAGUGUGAAAGUUUCACCUUUACAUGUGUGUCACACCUGGAUUUUUUUUUUUUUUUUUUACACACGGUGGAAACCAGAUAUUUAAACACACUGUCCUAAAAAGACUCAGAUCACAUUAAAUGAGACUCGCUUUGCUUUUUAUUACACACGGCUUCACAGGAACCCGUGUGAUAGGACGACCCGAUUAAAAACAAGCUUUACAUUUGUGGCCGAUGUCUUGACAGGUUGCUUCGAUGCAUUUUUUUUUUUUUCGUACGCCAAUUCCCUCCCGGUGCAAAACACCCACACACCAUAAAAUGUUUAAAAGCGGUGAAGGCGUCUCCUUCGGGGGUCUAGAAACAGAGCCAGGUCAGUGAUGGCUCCUGAUUUCACGCGUCUCAUCUGCGACUUCACAAGAGAGCAACAGAAGAAUGUCGUUCUGCUUUAUCGUCAGGCAGCGAGGGGGAAACAUUGUGUUUUUAUUAGUGUUCAUAAAUAUCUGGUUUCAACUGUGGACGUCAGCAAACAUUUCCAUUUAAAACCUUUUUGCUGCAAUCUCUUGAUUCUUAUUCAAAAUAUAAAAUCAACAUCAGCGCUGUCUCUGUUAUAUCCUAUAUUCUAGGUUUCUUGUUUGUUGACGGUGCCAACGUUGAAGCAACUUAAAGUCCGGUUGCCACAUGCUUUUUGGUGAAACUUUGUUUGUGUUUUGAUUAUUUUCCAUAUUGUGAAACUGUGAUACGAUAGUAGACUGAGAGCGGUCGGUGCAGAUACCACUACAGCAGUGAUUGAGACAAAAAAAAAAAAAAACACACUGCGAUUACCCGCC